AUGGCCUCCGUUUAUGUUGGAAAUCUCCCCUACCAAACAACUGAGCAGGCACUCGGAGACCACUUUAGCCAGGCCGGUCAAGUCACCAAUGUCAAGAUUGUGUACGAUCGUGAGACCGGACGCAACAAGGGCUUCGGAUUCUGCGAUUUCGCCGAUCAGGCCAGCGCCCAAAAUGCCGUCAACAUCCUCAAUGGCCAAGACUUCAACGGUCGCUCACUUCGCGUGAAUUUCGCCAACAAGAACUGA
Ostertagia ostertagi is the source of this 246-nucleotide messenger RNA. NCBI's taxonomy places the organism in Eukaryota, Metazoa, Nematoda, Chromadorea, Rhabditida, Trichostrongylidae. The record is from the annotation of a GenBank genome assembly.